Epinephelus fuscoguttatus (brown-marbled grouper) is the source of this 2206-nucleotide messenger RNA. It is a transcript of the gene slc35e3, whose product is annotated as solute carrier family 35 member E3. NCBI's taxonomy places the organism in Eukaryota, Metazoa, Chordata, Actinopteri, Perciformes, Serranidae. The transcript is spliced from 7 exons. The record is from RefSeq and is a predicted model, not a curated record. Gene Ontology annotation, cellular component: Golgi apparatus. Gene Ontology annotation, molecular function: antiporter activity; nucleotide-sugar transmembrane transporter activity.
UGUGGGUCACCACCGGCACGUUAACCGACGUUAAACCGUUAAACCCGGAGGAAGCAGGAACACACGGGGCGGCUUGUGAGCAGCAAUCACGGCUGUAAACGGGCUGUGUUCACCGGGACAGAAGAUCCUCCAGGACUGCACCGGGGAUUCGUCACUCUUAGAGCCGGGACUGGAGCUCUGUCUGCCGGGGAGAGGCGCUGCCUGCCGCGGUGUGUGUGUGUGUGUGUCCGGAGGCCGGCUGAGGGGAAGAUGGAGACCCCAGUGUGAACACCUCAGCUAAGUUAGUCAAAGCUCUUCUGGGUCGGCUACACUCAGAAACAUCCGGAACCAUGGAUCAGACACUGUUUAAUUUAUCAGGCAACGGGCGCAUCGUCGCCGGCCUGCUGGUCAACCUGCUGUCCUCCAUCUGCAUCGUCUUCAUCAACAAAUGGAUCUACGUACACUACGGCUUCCCCAACAUGACGCUGACCCUGGUUCACUUCGUGAUCACCUGGCUGGGACUCUACAUCUGUCAAAAGAUGGACAUCUUCUCUCCAAAGAGCCUCCCGGUGCGCAGGAUCGUGUGGCUGGCUCUGAGCUUCUGUGGGUUCGUGGCCUUCACCAACCUUUCCCUGCAGAACAACUCCAUAGGCACGUACCAGCUGGCUAAAGCCAUGACCACGCCCGUCAUCAUCCUCAUCCAGACCACCUACUACAAGAAGACCUUCUCCACCAAGAUCAAACUGACACUGGUGCCCAUCACGUUAGGGGUGAUCCUGAACUCGUACUUUGACGUGCGGUUCAACCUGCUGGGGACGGUGUUUGCAUCGCUGGGUGUUCUGGUGACGUCACUUUACCAAGUGUGGGUUGGGGCUAAACAACAUGAGCUCCAGGUGAACUCCAUGCAGCUUCUGUACUAUCAGGCUCCUCUGUCCUCAGGCUUCCUGCUCUGUGUCGUCCCUCUGUUUGAACCGCUGACUGGAGACGGAGGAAUAUUUGGACCCUGGUCUCUGCCUGCUCUGGUCAGACUCCACAUUACUACUUAAACCUAUGAACAUCUGGCUCCAGGCUGUUAUUGGGUGUUAACAGGUCUGUCAGGGUCCAGCUACAACAUGUUUGGUCAUUUUAAAUUCUGCAUCACUCUGAUUGGAGGAUACCUGCUCUUCCAUGACCCGCUGUCACUGAACCAGGCGUUUGGGAUCCUCUGCACUCUGGCGGGCAUCCUGUCCUACACUCACUUCAAGCUGGCUGAGCAGGAGGAGGGGAAGAGUCGGCUGGCUCAGAGACCGUAGGCUGGUUCACCUGUCAGUCACCUGCACAGACUCCUGACCGGCCGCCGGCUGCACAGACCUCUUUAUAUAUUUUUAUAUUGCUAUGAGUACUUUUCAGGAGAGUAAAGAUUGUCGUCAUGGUUCACCGACACGCCGGCGCAUCGUUGGCUCUUCGCUCUCCUCCCUGCGGCGGCUGCAGCAUGAAAAGCUUUGAUAAUUAAAUAUUAAACCACCUUUGUCUCAUCCAAAGCAGAUAUAAGAACACUUUAUCAAACAGCUGUCACUCAGACUGACGCAGGAGGGGUUGUGCUGUUUGUGGCGAGCCGUUAACGGACUGGACUACAGGUUUGUGUCAUCACAGGGUGGGCGGAGUUACAGGACAGACUGUUCAAGAGCCUUCGAACAAAGCAUCAAACCUUCAUCUGCUGCUGGACGCACACGCUGCCGUCGCAACAAUAUAAUAAUGAUUAACCCUUUGAAUCCUGGAGCGAUGUCACUUUACGGCUUUCAUGAAUAUUGAACCCUGAGGGAAUCGAUUACUUUCAGAAACAUGGGGAAAAAUAGCAACGAGCAACUUGGUGAGAACUGCCCGAAAAAUUGCAAAAAAUUAAUAGAUUUAGAAAUUUAAAAAAUAACUAGGGAAAAGCUUUAUUUAUAAUUAUUAUUAUUACAUUUUAAAAUUAUUUUACAGAAUUGUUUUAAAUUUUUUAAACUUUUUUCAACUAAUUUUCUUGUUUUUCAUUUUUUAUUAAUGUCUUGCAAAUUUUUUGGGUAAUUUCGUCUUUCGUUUGUUGCUCAUUGCUUCUUCCAAUAUUUUUGAAAAACAUGCCAGUUUGCUCGGGUUUCAGAGGGUUAAUAAAAUGCGAGCACAAAAUGUUUCAACGCGGUACUUCAUCCUCAGUGUCUGUACUUUUUUGAUACCACGUGUUUAAAAUAAAACAAUCUCUGUGAACUCU